This is a messenger RNA of Capronia epimyces CBS 606.96, 1512 nucleotides long. RefSeq lists its product as uncharacterized. The transcript is spliced from 5 exons. The record is from RefSeq and is a predicted model, not a curated record. The coding region runs from base 1 to 1512 and encodes 503 amino acids. Lineage: Eukaryota; Fungi; Ascomycota; Eurotiomycetes; Chaetothyriales; Herpotrichiellaceae. Gene Ontology annotation, cellular component: nucleus.
AUGCUCGAGAUCUUGGACGCGCUGGCCGAGGCCGCCUGGGACCUCCUAGCCUCUGCAUAUUCAAGGUUCGAAUUCGAUCUCGCCUAUUUCCGGGGUCUUUGUUUGUUGGCCCAAGUAGAUUUCGCCACCGGCAAGCCUCACCGAGCACAAGCCCAGGUCGCUCUCGGUCUGAGACUGGCUCAAACUCGGGGCUUACUCUGCAAAGAGAACGACCGGACAUCGAACGAUCGACUGUCUAUCGGCUGGCGCUCGCUUGUGUGGACGCUGUUCAUGAUGGAUCGCAUCUUAACUGGUGACAACAUCAGGUCAACCUGUAUUCCGGCCUUUUCCUUUCAUUUGUUUCUGAUGCGAAACGGGCCGCGACAUCCGGAUGGUGUGGCUGCGACCAAGGACAUCACGCUGCAGACAUCGUUUGAGGAUAAGCUCCGUGCAGGCUCUCUGGACCUCGUGGCAUGCAACAUCCUACUUGUCCAUCUGUGGGACACGACCAUGCAGGACAUCUUUCAGGUAGUUCCUGAAACGUCGGUUGCUUUCUGGAGAGACGGUUCGUCCAGGGCUAAACUCCACUCGGCGCUGCUGGAGUUUGAAAUGCGUAAACAGACAGUGGCCCAAUCCCAUCUCUAUUCCAUCGUCGGCUCUCCGCAGCGUGUCGUGGGCGAGCCUCAUCUGCGGCCGUAUUUUGGCGUGUGGGUGUUUUUCCAGAUCAUGUAUUCGGCCAUCAACUGCUGCUUACACCAUCCCUUCAUCAUCUUCAUGAAGACGCGUCAGCACCACGCUCAAGUGCCUCUGACGUACUUGCAAAAGUCAUAUCAAGACUCGUUGAUCCAUUCGGACUGGGUCAUCCGGCACAUCGUCGAGAUGCAAGAAGCCGGGAUACCACUGCACGAUCCGUUUGUGGGCCAUGUGGUCGCCAUCGCCGCCAGUAUCCAGCUGGAGCAUACCAUCAACAGACACGUGAAGAUUGCAAAGGUUGCGCGACGCAAGUUUGAGCGGGCACGUGAUUUUGUCGAGAGCAUGUCGGACAAAUGGCCCAACAUGCGGGACACAUUGAAUGUGCUGGAGCAAAUCUCAGCGCGUCUUCAACGCCGGCAGACCAUCCGCCAUGUGCAAGACGAGUACAACGGGGCGAUCCCCCCCAAUGAGAUACAGGAUGUAGCGAUCGAACCCGAAGACAUCGCGCUCAUGUGGAAACUGUUCGACUAUGCCUCGUUGUCGAGCGAGCAGAAGGCCUCGCCGGAGGUGACACCGCCGGCCGCGUUUCAGGACCGGCACGACAUGGUGAACGCCGACCAAGCGUAUAAUCUGGUUCCCAACAACUUUGUUACCGAAUCAAACACAAAUAACUGGCCUGUCGUCGAGAACCGGCAGGCUGCCGCUCACCAAGAGAGAGAGCCACUGACCGACCUUUUUCCCGACCAGCUGGAGGGAUUUGACUCUGCUCAGGAGUUUACCGAUGACUGGUCACUCUUCGGCAGGCCAUGGUCGGUGUACUUUUCCGCUGAUGUGGUAUGA